Molecule: messenger RNA, 2606 nt
Organism: Sebastes umbrosus (honeycomb rockfish)
Lineage: Eukaryota; Metazoa; Chordata; Actinopteri; Perciformes; Sebastidae
Gene: rom1b
Product: retinal outer segment membrane protein 1b
Exons: 5
Coding region: 634-1692 (352 amino acids)
Biological process (GO): visual perception
Cellular component (GO): membrane
Source: RefSeq, a predicted model, not a curated record
GACUUUGGCCAGUCUUGGUGUCCUCCAACCAUGGGAACAGCGGUUUAGGGGGUCGCCGCACAUGCACAGACCCAGACCCAGAGGGGCGCCAUCAAAAGACGACAUCACGUCAAGAGGAAGAGAUCAGCUUGAAAGGGGGGCUACGGCGGUGUGACACAUCGACUUGAGGCGAAAAGCUGUCAUCUCUGGAAAAAGGAAUACUUCACUCUUUUCUUCGAUACUUCAUUUUCUGACUAUUAUCUCACAUUUUCUGUGGUUUUGCAGCACUGAUUUGGAUUAUUAAUCAUCCUUUUGGGACAAUUUCAGCAUCCAAGUGAAUCUUUUGGAUUAUCCUCUGAGGUCGACUGUGUCCUUUACCUUUAUCUGAGGGAUCUACCUGCUUAUCCCCUCCACCUGGAACAACUUAGAUGAGCUCAACCUGCUAAUAACUAACCAAACAACAAGACUUGCAUUGACCAUUGUGUUUCUGCAAGAUUGAAACCCACUUGUGAACUCUGUUGGGUUUUGUCUCUUUACAUGCAGCUGGCCUCCUCUGGACUGACACUACAUUUUUGACCAGAAUUUACUGAACUCCUUCCCCUUCUCUUACUUUUCUCUUCUGUCUCUGUGUUGAUCGGUGCAUGGUAGUGAACCAUGGUGCUGCUGAAGAUAAAGUUCACCCAGCAGCGGCGGGUGCAUCUGGCCCAGGGCCUGUGGCUGCUGUCCUGGAUGACAGUGCUGUGGGGGGGCAUCAUCUUUUGUCUGGGGGUUUACCUAAAGACAGAGCUGCUCCGUAGGGCCGAGGUGAUGGACAACACAGAGAUCCACGUGGUGCCCAACAUCCUGAUGAUGGUGGGCCUGGCCUCCAUCGGCACCAACUGGAUGGCCAGUCGCGUUUGUCAGGACUCCUUGGACCCAGCCCGCUUCCCCCGCUGGAAAGUCCUUCUGCUGGCUUGGUAUGCCGUAGCUGCGGUGCUCUGCUGUCUGCUCAUCGCCGUCGUGGUGCUCAGCUUCUGCCUGCAGGGACGCCUGGAGGAGUCCCUGAAGGUCGGCCUGAGGAAUGGUAUUCGUUUCUACAAGGACACAGACGUGCCGGGCCGCUGUUUUCAGAAAGAGACCAUUGAUCGUCUGCAGAUGGAGUUUCGUUGUUGUGGAAACACCAACUUCAAGGAUUGGUUUGAAGUACAGUGGGUCAGCAACAGAUACCUGGACUUCACCCACAAGGACGUCAAGGAUCGUAUCCGGAGCAACGUGGACGGCCGUUACCUGUUGAAUGGCGUUCCUUUCAGCUGCUGUAACCCGUCCUCCCCUCGCCCCUGCCUGAGGUACCACCUGACGGAUAACAACGCACACUACAACUAUGAGUACCAAUCAGAGGAGCUCAACCUGUACAGCCGCGGCUGCAGGCAGGCUCUGACUGAACACUACAUGGAGCUGAUGAACUCAACUGGUCCGGGUGUGCUGUCAGUCAUCCUAAUACAGCUGUCGGUGCUUUUGAGCUUGCGCUACCUGCAGACGGCCGUGGAAGCAGCCAUGGCUCUGGAGGACCCAGCGGGCGACAGUGAGGGUUUUAUCCUGGAGAAGGGUAUAAAGGAAACCAUCGAGGAGCUCAAAGUUAAAGCCCUCAUCCUGCUAAAGUUUGGGCAGGUUGACGCCGAAGGUGAGGCUGGAGACGCCGAGAAAGCUGAGAAGGAAGCUACUCCUGCCAGUUAGAGCGGGACAAAUAUUGAAAUAUGGGCUUAGGAGGAAGGGAUGCAUGGGGUGGGAGGGAUGUGUUUGAGGUUUCUUGGUUGUGUGAGUUGGCAGGUGGCAGGUACAACACCUGUUGGGAUUUGACACAUUAGGCUUGAUUUACGCUCCACCAAUGCAGCAGCCGCAGCUUCCUCGCACAUGGCCAUAACAAGGGGAAUCUUAUCAGGCCCGGCACAGACACCAACACAAACAUCUCCUCUGUGCAGGACCUCGUGAAUGUGUAACCAUCACAGGAUCUGUUCAGGAGAUGUGUAGUACUUUUUGUUCUAACUAGAAGACAUUCAGUUUAAAGGAGCGUAUAGCGUUCACACAGACACAGACACAUAUUUAACACUUUUGGCUCAAAUUUGGCAAAGUCCAAAUCACAUGAUGCUGAGGUUCAUCCCGUGUGCACUGUAUUAUUGAUCUCACGGCUGUAGAGUUUGUACUAAACUGCAAUGAAAUGCUUAAGAACCUGUUAAAAUGGCACAUGAAUUAUAUAUUAAAGGUAGAAGUUUUUAACUGCUUCGUAGUGUCGGCUCCCUUUUGUACUUGUUAUAAUAAUAGAGGAGUAUGGGUUAUCUGAGUUCAGCAAGGAGAGUUGGAUUAAGUGUGUGUGCGUUUGUGUGUAUAUGUGUGCGUGAGUGUGUUGCCCUAUAUGAAGCUGUCAUCUUGUCUAUUCUGGCAGCUCAGAAACAAUCUGAUAAUCCUGGUGUGGUUAAUCCCAGAACUGCUGCACAAGCGGUAUCAGCACUCAGGAACACACGCUGUCAUACAGGGACACACUGAUACAACAUGUUGGAAGUUAUUUGAAAUGCUUUGCAAAGAAUAAUAUCGUUUAUGAUCUGUCCUAGACUGUGUUGCUCAUUCUUCUUAAAUAAAACUCUAUCACAGAA